Molecule: messenger RNA, 2008 nt
Organism: Patella vulgata (common limpet)
Lineage: Eukaryota; Metazoa; Mollusca; Gastropoda; Patellidae
Product: tartrate-resistant acid phosphatase type 5-like
Exons: 6
Coding region: 108-1058 (316 amino acids)
Molecular function (GO): ferric iron binding; ferrous iron binding; acid phosphatase activity
Source: RefSeq, a predicted model, not a curated record
ACUUUUUGUAUUUGAAGCGAGUUAUAAUCAUAAUCCAGUGGUAUUUAUUGGUGAGUGAUCGCGGUAAGCAUGGCAAAAAGAAACCAAUUCAUACUGGAUAUACAAGCAUGAAGAACACUUUCAAUUUAGUAAUAUACUUAAUAUGUAUAAAAUUAGGAUACUUGAUAACCAGUGCUAACUCCCAUGGUCUCAAAUUCUUAGUGAUUGGGGACUGGGGAGGCACCUCAGAGUUUCCCUACACUACGGAAACAAGUGUUAGCACAGCAAGGCAAAUGGAACAACUAGCUGAAAAGGAACAUCCAGAAUUUGUGUUGGCACUUGGUGAUAACUUCUAUUUUGAUGGAGUAGAAACAGUCAAUGAUCCUCGAUUUCAGGAUACAUUUGAAAAUGUUUUUACAAGUGCCGCUAUAAAUAUACCUUGGUAUCUUAUAGCAGGCAAUCAUGAUUACCAUGGCAACGUUUCAGCACAGAUCGCCUACACAAAAGUAUCCAAACGAUGGAACUUUCCUCAUCUGUAUUAUUCACAAUCUUUUAAUAUACCUGGAACCUCUGAUACCAUUGAUAUACUGAUGAUAGAUACAGUGUUGUUAUGUGAAACAGAUGACAGAGAACAGAGGGACAAUCAAUGGGAAUGGAUUGAAAGAAAUCUCAAAAAUAGCAAUGCCAAAUAUUUAUUCACUGCAGGUCAUCAUCCUAUUUAUUCUAUAGGCUGGCAUGGUGGACGUAGUUGUUUAGAAGAUAAACUGCUGCCAUUACUAUAUAAAUAUACAGCUAAUGGUCAUUUCGCUGGUCAUGAUCAUUGCUUACAGCAUUUACAGACGAGUAAAGAAAACGUGACUUUAGAUUUUAUUGUUUCUGGUGCUGCAAGUUACGUGGAUAGUAAUACUGACAAUAAAGCGGAAGUUCCAGAUGAUUCUUCUAAGUUCCAUUUUGGUGAUGAGGACAGUAAAGGUGGAUUCUGUUUUAUAGAUGCAAACUCUGAUAGACUCAAAAUAAGUUUUGUGGAGGCCAAUGGUGAUGACCUUUAUCAGACUACUAUCUUUCCCAGGUACCUAUGAUUAUGGCGAAUGAUUAACCCUUUUCAACAAAAGACAAAUUGAUCAGUUGAAUGGAUGUGUUUUUGGUAAAUUGGAUUAGAAUUAAUCGGAAUACAUGAAAUAUUCCAAAGAAUAAAUCAAGUAAGAUAUAUUGAGACAACGGACCAAACCAAAGAAUAAAUCAACUAAGAAAAACAAGUGAGAACUGUCUUACUGUCAAUGUAUGGGCUGGAACACUAUUCCAGGAAUAUGGAUGGCAAAACUUAAGGUCAUAGCAAAUAAUAUUUAUUAAUGUUGUAAUACUCUUGAUUAAUCUGACUAACGUGGGGUCGGGUGAGGACGGGAUGGGGGAUAAUGCCAUCAACAUGAUGCAUGUAGUUACCCAUUGCUGUUCAUUUGUUGGGCUAUGUCAAUCUAGCAUUGAAAUUGCCGAACUUGCAACUUAUUGCAACACAAGCUUUUCUUAGUGUAAAAUGGAGCAUGGACUUGUAUUAGCAACGUACUAAAAGUAUACCUUAAUAAAAUUUUAUGGAAAGGGUAUUUUCGGGAUGUUUUUAAAAGAAAUUCGUAAAAAAAGUUAAAAAAAAAACCCCGGAAAAUUGGCUUUUUUAUGAAUUGUGAGGGAAAAUGAAAUAUUUAUUGUAGCACGGACAUGUAUUAACAAUAUACUAAACAUGAAAAAAGUAUAAUUUGUAAAAAAAGAAAGAGGUAUUUUUGGGAACGUUUUAGGAGAAAAUUGUCACAAAAACCCCGAAAAAUAUGGAAUAAAAUAAAAAGAAGGUAUUUUUGGGAUGGUUUUAAGAGAAAAUUGUCAAAAAAACCCCCGAAAAAUAUGGAAUAUAAUGAUAAUAGUAUAAAGGUAUCAUGUACAAUAAAAUAACUGUGAUCUGUUUAUAGAAAUGUAAAUACUUUAAUUUUGAAAUUAAAAAACUUGUUUGUUUAAAGUGUUAUUUUUUAAAAUGUAAAUGGUG